CAUGUUGACCUAUGAUGUUGACUUUUGACAUCCAUCCAUGCUAAAAUACAUGUGUAGUUUGGUUCACUAUUGUAAGAAUUUUGUUAUUUUUUUUAGAUAUUUUAAUAGAAAAUCGGCGAAAAUCGGUGUUCCAAAUUAAUCGUCCUCAAAUUAAUUUCGCUCGCAAAUAUGCCUGCUGCCGAAGAAGUAAAAUCUAGUUGGGCUGAUGAGGUAGAAUUGGAAGGGGGAUCUUUACCUCCUUCAACAGAAGUCGUUGAGAAUGGCCAAAAAAUAGUAACAGAAUAUAAAUAUACCGAAGAUAAUAAAAAAGUCAAAAUAAUUCGUACAUAUAAAAUUGAGAAGCGUGUUGUAUCGAAAUCAAUCGCAUUGAGAAAGACGUGGAAAAAGUUUGGAGAGUCUUCUAACGAUAAACCAGGUCCAAAUCCUGCCACAACAAUCGUUGGAGAAGAUGUAUACAUGCAAUUUAUAUCCAGCAAGGAAGAGGAUAACAAACCUGAGGAUGAGGGUCUAGAUAAACUAAAAGCUUUGGGUGACAAGAACGUUGUUAAAUGUCGUGUUUGCUCUGGCGAUCACUGGACCUCAAAGUGCCCUUGGAAAGAUUCAGGAAUUAUGGCUGGCAAACCCCUUGAUGACAAGAAGCUCCCAGUACCAGGUGUGCCUGGAGCAGAACCUGGAAAACCAGGAGGUUCCAAAUAUGUUCCUCCAAGUUUAAGAGAUGGGGCAACCAAAAGAACCGAUGGCCCGAAUAUGCCCAGAAGGGAUGACAAUUAUUCUGCUAUUAGAAUUGCUAAUAUUAGCGACUCUACAACUGAAACUGAUUUGGAAGAAUUAGUAAAACCGUUUGGACCUAUUCACAAAUUGUUUUUGGCUAAAGAUAAACAGACAGGAUUGUGCAAAGGGUUUGCUUAUAUCCAUUUCAAGUUUAAAACCGAUGCAGCUAAAGCCAUCAGCCGUCUUCAUGGUCAUGGCUAUGAUCAUCUCAUUCUCUCUGUUGAUUGGUCCAAACCAUCUAAUAAUCAGUAAUCACUUAUUAUUUUAUAAAUUUUAUCCAAUACUAUGCUCUAUUCAAAAGCAGUUAAUAGUUGAUUAUCAAGAGAGAUCCACUCAGCAUAGAAUUUAUAACACUAAAUAUACUAAAAAAUGUCUAUACCUACAUAUGUGACGGAUUCAUCUCUCCAAAAAAAUCAUUUAUGGGUAUUUCGCCACUGCAUUUUUUUUAUUUUGUAGAUUUUCUUGCAGUGCAGUGGCGAAAUACCCAUAAAGGAUUUUUUUGGAGAGACUAAAAAAUAUACUCUAUGAUUAGAAUGCUUUAUGAUCAAGCACCCUUUGGACGAUAAAGCUAAUUCAAUUGUUAUUUCCCUAAUAAGAUCAAUGUAAUUCUGCUUCAUCAUAGAACUUUUUGAUCAAACUGUAUAUCUGAUUUGAAACAGACACAAAUUAAAAUAUAACUGACUUUUUUCAUAAUUUAUUUUUUCACUUAGUAGUUAUGGUACAGAUAAAAAAUAGCUUUGCUAGUUUGUAAUACUAUUUUACUUAAGACUAUUUGCUGGUACUAUCAAGUGUUGUUGAACAAAUUGUAAAAAAAUAAUUAUGAAUAAAUGUAUAGACCUAAA
This is a messenger RNA of Sitophilus oryzae (rice weevil), 1613 nucleotides long. RefSeq names its product eukaryotic translation initiation factor 3 subunit G-like. Gene Ontology annotation, molecular function: RNA binding; translation initiation factor activity. The transcript is spliced from 4 exons. Lineage: Eukaryota; Metazoa; Arthropoda; Insecta; Coleoptera; Curculionidae. Bases 169 to 1023 code for a protein of 284 amino acids. The record is from RefSeq and is a predicted model, not a curated record. Gene Ontology annotation, cellular component: cytoplasm; eukaryotic translation initiation factor 3 complex.